AAAGAGCAUACGUAUAACUGGGCCCAGCCCGCAAACUCCUGUUCAGGUUUUCUCUUCUCUCCCUCAUUUCGACUUUCGACUGCAUCACCACCCUCGCCAUCGCAACAAUGGAAGAUUCUCCCCACCACCACCACCAUCACCACCCCGACGACACCCAUCAGCACUCACCCUCCUCCGCCUCUCCCACCACCGGCACCUGCUGCAAGUGCGGAGGCCCUACAACCUUCGCCCCCCCUAUGCCAACCCCCACCUUCACCCCUCCCCCCACCUACCGCCCCAUCCGCGCCCCCGCAAUCCCCCCAGACCCUAACUCCACCCGCGCCAUCAUUCUCUCCCCGGUUCCACAAGCCCAAAAGGUUCCCAUUUUGCCCCCACCCUACGACUUUCACACCCCCACCAAGCGCAUUCACUCCCCCGAUGAUAUUCGCCGCUUCCACGACUCCUUCUCCGGCAAAAACUUCCUCGGCUUCGUCGUCGCCCUCUCCGAAUCCAUCCGCGGCCGCAAAAUCUCUGAUCAGUGUCACGAAUCCCCAGCCACUCUCGCCGUGCUCUCUAUCCUCGAAACCCUAACCCUAUUCGCCGAUGAAACCCCCCCUGUUCCACAAUCCGCGCGCUACGGAAACGUCGCGUAUCGCACCUGGCACGAGAAAAUGUCCAAUUCCGCAGAAUCACUGAUCUUAAAGCUCCUCCCGGAGAAUCUGCAACCGGCGACUGUCGAACUCGUGCCCUACUUCACUGACUCCUUCGGAAACGCGAGCCGCAUCGAUUACGGCACCGGGCACGAGACGAAUUUUGCGGCGUGGCUGUACUGCCUGGCGCGGCUGGGAGUGGUCGGAGAGGAGGAUUAUCCGGCUCUGGUGGCGAGGGUGUUUGUGAAGUACUUGGAGCUCAUGAGGAAAUUGCAGUUGUUGUAUUCCUUAGAGCCUGCAGGGUCUCAUGGUGUGUGGGGGCUUGAUGAUUACCACUUUUUGCCCUUCAUAUUUGGGUCUUCCCAGUUGAUUGAUCACAAAUAUAUGAAGCCUAAGUCUAUUCAUAAUGAGGAUAUCUUGGAGAAUUUCUCCAAGGAGUAUCUUUACCUUGCUUGCAUCGCCUUUGUGAAGAAGGUGAAGAAGGGGGUGUUUGCCGAGCACUCGCCCAUGCUGGAUGAUAUCAGUGGGGUGCCCAAUUGGAACAAGGUGAACGGUGGGUUGCUCAAGAUGUACAAGGCUGAGGUUCUUGAGAAGGUCCCCAUCAUGCAGCAUUUUCUCUUUGGAUCGAUAAUUAAGUGGGAAUAGUUCUUGGCGUCCACUGCCGGCUUUCCUGUGAGGACAAGCUAUAUAAAAUAGGUUGAUUUGGAAGCUAUAAGGUUGUUUUGAAGGGUUUGUAAUCUAACUUUACCAAAAGGUCAUCCUUAUAAGAUUAUAGCACCUUCGCAAAGGUAAAAGAUAAUGGAAAGAGUUUCUUUCUUUUGCCAUAUGACUGACGUGAAUGUUUGCUACCUGUAGAAAGAUGGUUCUACUUCUGUACUCACAAAAAUAUGAAGUUGAUGUAUUCAUUGCUGUUUCUGGUUCUUGCGUUAUGAGCAGCUUAGAGUGUAGCCCCUUAAUCAUGUGAUUGAAUUUUGUAGUGAAUAAAUAAGUUUGAAAUUUUAUUAUUUAGUUUCUAUCAGACUUUUGUCAUUACGGCUACGGAACUCCUAGAUGAUAAACGUGUAACCUAUGUUGUCUCUAUUAAGAUCAAUCAUUAUUUCUUCCCUUCUGGUCA
Messenger RNA from Vigna unguiculata (cowpea), 1743 nucleotides. Its product is annotated as phosphotyrosyl phosphatase activator (PTPA) family protein. Gene Ontology annotation, biological process: mitotic spindle organization. Gene Ontology annotation, molecular function: protein tyrosine phosphatase activator activity; peptidyl-prolyl cis-trans isomerase activity. Lineage: Eukaryota; Viridiplantae; Streptophyta; Magnoliopsida; Fabales; Fabaceae. The record is from RefSeq and is a predicted model, not a curated record. Gene Ontology annotation, cellular component: cytoplasm; nucleus; protein phosphatase type 2A complex.